AUGCAAAAGAAAAUUAACUUCGGGUCUCGAGACGUCGUAGCAAAAAUGGAUUUAAAUGCCGAUGAAAACAUUUCUUCUGCAUCUAAGGAGAAUGAGCCACAAAAUAUAUUACUUCAAAAAGAAAAUAUAUCGGAUUCUUCGUCUAUCUGUAGCCGCUUUGUAUCGACAGUAGCUACUACUAAUACUAAACAUACACAACCGGGAAUAGAAACUUGUCUAAAUGGUGGAAUCAAAGCCGGAAAGAUUUCUAAUGCUAUCAUUUAUAUGUUAGCAAAAGACAAUUUGCCACUAUAUACUGUUGAAAAAGAGGGAUUCAAGAAUCUUAUGAAAGUUACCGUUCCCCUUUAUAAGAUUCCUGGGCGAUCAAAAAUGACAAAUAUGGUAGACGAAAAAUAUAAUAUUCUUUCAUAUAAAAUGAAAGAAAUAAUUAAAAAUGUGACAAAUAUUUCUCUUCGCACCGAUGUGUGGACUGAUACCCUCAACACCAGGAGCUUUUUAGGUCUAACAUGUCAUUUUAUUCAUGGAAAUGAUUUAAAAUCGGUGUCAAUCAGUGUAACAGAGUUAAACCAAAGUCACACCUCCAAUUAUCUAGAAUCCGUAUUGAAGAGUUUAUGUGACACAUGGGGCAUUAAUGAUCACAAAAUUGUUGCUAUAGUGACAGACAAUGUCGCGAAUAUAAAAAAAGCAGUUAUCAAAGCUUUUGGAAAAACCAAGCAUCUUCCAUGUUUUGGUCACACUAUCAACUUGGUAGCUGCUAAACCAUUUGAUAGCAGCACUGAUAUUAAAGAGUUCGUUACUCAAAUCAAAGACAUUGUACGAUACUUUAAACAUAGUAUGGCAGCCUCAGAUGAAUUGAGAAAGUGCCAAGAUAUGAGACAAGCUCCCUUGAAACUCAUACAAUCUUCAGCUAGAAACUGCCCGGACUUAAUAACAAUACUCAAACCCUUGGAAAGUAUUACCAGAGAACUUUCAGGAGCAAAGUAUGUAACUGCAAGCAAGGUAAUACCAAUAGUUUAUUGCUUGCGAAAGGAAAUAAAUUCUGUGCAGACCAAAUCACCAUCAGGAGAAGGUACUAAAAAAUUACUUUUGGAGGAAAUAUCCAGGAGAUUUGGAUCAAUUGAACAAGUAACAAGCUUAGCUAUUUCGACUGUGUUAGAUCCCCGUUUCAAAAAAAUUUAUUUCGAAGAUAAAAUUGCCUGUUUUUAUGCAGUGACAAAAAUUAUGAAUACUCUUUCCGAAAUAAAAGAUGACAAAGCAUUAUUUGAAGAGGAUGAAGUACCUGACGAAGUAGAUGCACCUGGGAAAGAAGCUGCUAGUUUAUGGAGGCACCAUGAUACUUUAAUUUAA
Psylliodes chrysocephalus is the source of this 1347-nucleotide messenger RNA. The record is from the annotation of a GenBank genome assembly. Lineage: Eukaryota; Metazoa; Arthropoda; Insecta; Coleoptera; Chrysomelidae.